Ceutorhynchus assimilis (cabbage seed weevil) is the source of this 936-nucleotide messenger RNA. Lineage: Eukaryota; Metazoa; Arthropoda; Insecta; Coleoptera; Curculionidae. The record is from the annotation of a GenBank genome assembly.
AUGGAUCUUUCGCUUUUUGACCAAACAAGUACCAAAGAUUCAGGCUUUUCCGAAGAUUCCCUAGAAAGCAUCAGUGAAAAGUUACUAGAUGACGAGCCUACUAUAUGCUUUGUAGAAGCAUUUGAAGCUACACCAACCAAAACAGGCAACAGAAAACGUUUAUUUUGCAGCCCCAUCGUAGAAAGUCCUUCAUUGGUAGUGGCCAAUUCAUUGAAAAGACUCAAACUAACUCCAAGAAAUAAUAGAAUUGAUCAAGAUGUUCAAAGAGGAUUGAUCAAGGACGCUGUGGAGAAAUCUUCAGAAGAAGGCAACUUGGUUGGUGAUUUUUCUAAAGAAUAUGCCUUGCCUUUGAUGGAAGUUACCCAAUCUGAGCUGAAAAUGAUUUCUGGGGAGACAAUGAAGAACCUUUUAGAUGGGAAAUACAAGGAUUUAAUUCAAUCAUUUCAGAUAAUUGACAGUAGAUAUCCAUACGAAUACGAAGGUGGCCAUAUCCGCGGAGCAAUAAACAUCUACACCCAAGAAUCUUGCCUAAAACUACUAGACAAUUCUCCACAUCCAAAAGACACAAGACACAUCUUAAUAUUCCAUUGCGAAUUCUCGCAAGAAAGAGGCCCCAGCAUGAAUAGAACUUUGAGAAAAGAAGACCGCACUAGAAACGCUAUGAAUUACCCAAAAUUGAAUUAUCCAGAAAUCUACGUUUUGGAAGGCGGUUACAAAAAGUUUUUCCAUGAUUUUCCUGAUUAUUGCGAGCCGAACACUUAUAGGCCGAUGUUGCAUCCUGAAAAUUUGGACGAUUUGAAAUUUUUUAGGAGGAAGAGUAAGAUUGAAAAUGGAACAAUGGGAACUAGCAAGAAAUGUUUCAAAGGGGAGGCGAAAAAUUCUAGAGUUGUAGGUACUUUACAAACAAGUACCCACCCAGUGAUGUGCAGCAAAUGA